GUCUUAAUGUUGCAGCAGUCAAAUCAAUGUGAACUAUGCUAUGCUGACCGGAAUUUCUCCACUUCACAUUGUUUUAUUGAGAAACAUUUGAGUGCAUCCAUCAUAGCCGGCUCGAACACCGAACUCUGUGCUUCAACAUCACAUCACACAUUUCCGUAUCUGAAUUGUUUAUUUUGCUCUCUGUGAGGCUUUCUUGUUUCUAAUCGCCGCUUGAGGGAUAGUUUCCUCGCCCCCUUAGUGGUACAGUUUAACGAAUGCCCUCAAAGAGGAGACACGUCAAUCCGUUCGCGUCUCAGAUGCCCAUUUCCUGCUGUUGACGGGGCAGCGAUUAUUGACAAUGGUCAUAACAUCUCUUGAGAGAGAUGAGUAUGGGUGUCCCAGGUUUCGUGGAUGUACUAAUAUUCGGGAAUUCGAGUUUCUUGGUAAACUCGGUGAAGGUACAUUUGGGGAGGUAUACAAAGCCAGGUCGAAGAAGGAUAAUACUAUCGUCGCGCUGAAAAAGAUUCUUAUGCAUAAUGAGAGGGAUGGGUUCCCCAUAACCGCUCUCCGUGAGAUUAAGCUCCUCAAAAUGUUGUCUCACACUAAUAUACUCCACCUCAGAGAAAUGGCUGUGGAGCGAAGCAAAGGGGAAGGACGAAAGAAGCCAAGCAUGUAUAUGGUGACACCAUACAUGGAACAUGAUCUUUCGGGGCUAUUAGAGAAUCCAACGGUUCAAUUCACUGAGGCACAAAUCAAGUGUUAUAUGUUGCAACUCCUCGAGGGGCUCAAAUAUUUGCACGCGAACCGCAUCCUACACCGCGACAUGAAAGCGGCGAACUUACUCAUCAGCAACAAGGGUAUCCUGCAAAUCGCUGAUUUCGGUCUAGCUCGGCCAUAUGAGGAACCUCCUCCUGAGCCGGGGAAAGGUGGUGGGGAGGCGAGAAGGGAUUACACAACUCUCGUUGUGACUCGAUGGUAUCGUCCUCCGGAGCUUCUUCUUCAACUUCGGCGUUACACUACGGCAAUCGAUAUGUGGGGUGUCGGUUGUGUCUUUGGUGAAAUGUUCAAAGGAAAACCAAUACUUGCCGGUAACAGUGAUCUCAACCAGGCUCAGCUUAUCUUCAAUCUGGUAGGUUCACCUACCGAGGAGACAAUGCCAGGAUGGUCUUUACUUCCGGGGUGUGAAGGUGUGAAGAAUUUUGGGAACAGAUCUGGGAGGUUGUUCGAGGUUUUCAAAGAUCAAGACCCUACUGCCGUCUCCCUGUUGGGUGAACUUUUGAAACUUGAUUGGAGGAAAAGAAUCAAUGCCAUCGACGCAUUAAAGCAUCCCUAUUUUUCUAAUUUACCACUUCCUGCACGUCCUGGUGAGCUGCCAUCGUUUGAAGAUUCCCAUGAACUUGACAGGAGAAGGUUCCGGGGCCAAAGAGCCCCGAUGCCUCCUGCACCCGUUGGAGGUUCCAUAGCAACGGCCGCAAAUGGGAGCUGGACGACGGCAUCUAGUAACAGACACUCUGUUGCUGAGAACAAGAUAAAUCGCCUUCCUAAUGCCGCGCGUUCCACCCGGCCGCAUCCUAGUGCGGGCCAUGGAGAUUCUCAGCCUCGUUCUUUUGACAACCGGCUUGCUGAAUCAUACCCACGAGCAGGGCUUGGCGAGGAAUCACAUUCAGGCUCUUGGCGCAGGGGCGGUCUACCCCCCAAACCUCCUGCUCCGGCGCAUCAGUGGCCAAAUGGUAAUGUGAACAGAUUCGGGCGUGAAAGGGACUAUAACCGUCCAGGAGGGCGAUCUGAAGUCCUUGUGGAUUCCUACGUUCCUCGCGUUAGUACGAAUCCGGUUGAGUAUUCCCGCGAAAGGGAUGGCAGCGUCAGCAUUAGUACCGAUGGGCACGAUUACCCCGGAAAUCACCAACACCCCCGGCAGGAGCAUGCACGUGAUAAUCCAUCGAGGAGGAGGAGCCGGAGUCCCUACGCCAGAGAUGGUUUUCGUGGAACUGAUAGAGCAUUCUAUCGCAGAUAAAAUAAUAUCAUGUAACAUAACAUGCGCAUUCGUGAGAUAGUGAUAUGAAAAGCAAAGGAAUCAGCAAUGGAGG
Messenger RNA from Aspergillus homomorphus CBS 101889, 2066 nucleotides. RefSeq names its product CDC2/CDK family serine/threonine-protein kinase. Gene Ontology annotation, biological process: protein phosphorylation. The transcript is spliced from 8 exons. Gene Ontology annotation, molecular function: ATP binding; cyclin-dependent protein serine/threonine kinase activity. NCBI's taxonomy places the organism in Eukaryota, Fungi, Ascomycota, Eurotiomycetes, Eurotiales, Aspergillaceae. Bases 338 to 1993 code for a protein of 551 amino acids. Gene Ontology annotation, cellular component: nucleus. The record is from RefSeq and is a predicted model, not a curated record.